Messenger RNA from Phaethon lepturus (White-tailed tropicbird), 584 nucleotides. It is a transcript of the gene HDGF, whose product is annotated as hepatoma-derived growth factor. Gene Ontology annotation, cellular component: nucleus. The transcript has 4 exons. The annotation marks the transcript as partial. Gene Ontology annotation, biological process: regulation of transcription by RNA polymerase II. The record is from RefSeq and is a predicted model, not a curated record. NCBI's taxonomy places the organism in Eukaryota, Metazoa, Chordata, Aves, Phaethontiformes, Phaethontidae. Gene Ontology annotation, molecular function: double-stranded DNA binding; transcription coregulator activity.
GAGAUGCCAGAAGCUGCAGUAAAAUCCUCCUCCAAUAAAUACCAAGUCUUCUUCUUUGGGACCCACGAAACGUGAGUGGGGCCCCGGCACCCCCCGUGCAAGGAGAAGUUUGGGAAACCCAACAAACGGAAAGGGUUCAGCGAAGGUUUGUGGGAGAUCGAGAACAACCCCACCGUCAAAGCCUCCGGCUACCAGCCCACCCAGAAAAAGACCUGCCCCGAGGAUGCCGAGCCGGAGCGAGAGCCGGAGGGCGACGGGGAGAAGAAGGGCAACGCGGAGGGCAGCAGUGAUGAGGAGGGGAAGCUGGUGAUCGACGAGCAGUCCAAGGAGAAGAACGAGAAAGCCGGGAUCAAGAGGAAAGCAGAAGAUGUUUUGGAGGACUCCCCCAAACGUACCAAGGAGGCGGAGGGGCAGGAAGGGGAGAAGAAGGUAGACAACGAAGAGACACCCAAGGAGGAGCCGAAACCCAACCUGGCCGAAGGGGAGAAGAACAGCGACGCCGCCGGCAUGCAGGACGCCAACGAAGCCAAGCAGGAGGGCAAGGAGAAGGCGGGUGCAGAGGAGGUCAGAGACCACAAGGAGAG